Molecule: messenger RNA, 1344 nt
Organism: Heterocephalus glaber (naked mole-rat)
Lineage: Eukaryota; Metazoa; Chordata; Mammalia; Rodentia; Bathyergidae
Gene: Qrfp
Product: pyroglutamylated RFamide peptide
Biological process (GO): neuropeptide signaling pathway; behavior
Molecular function (GO): neuropeptide hormone activity; orexigenic neuropeptide QRFP receptor binding
Source: RefSeq, a predicted model, not a curated record
AAGUUGGAAACAGCGACGGGGCUUUUCUCUCUUCCCAUCCAGGCCUCUGAGGUGAUAGGGCCCAGAGUCAGGACUUAUAACAAAAGGAAAAGGAACUCCCAUGCAUGCUGCUCUCCCAUGGCUUUGGCAUUGUAGGGCUAAGCGACUGAGGCAGCUGGAUGGGAGGGCGAGAGGGCGAGCAGCAGCCUCAUUGGUACCAUCAGCUCCCGAGCCUGAUGGGGAAACAGAGGCUGCUCCUGAGCUGCUUGGAAGCCGGGCUCGGCCGGGCCUUGGCUUGCCCUUGGACGCUGCCCAGGCCCCGGCAGUCUGGCUGGCCACACACAUGGCCUAUAACUCCCUCUCUCUUUCCUCUGGCCAGAUGAGGGGCCCUUUCCCCCUGCCCUACCUCCUCCUCCUGCCACUCGGUGCCUGCUUGCCUCUGCUGGACAGAAGAGAGCUGGUGGACACCGCGGGAGGCGUCGGAGCCGAGGGGCCCGGCACCCAGGCUGUGUGGGGUGCCUCCCCAUGGUCGGGUGGCCCACAGCCACAGGCCUUGCUCCUUGUGGCCAGGGAGCUGCAGGCCUUGGGCAGAGGGCACUCUGGCCUUCGCCUUGGGAGGCAGGAGGGCACUGAGGCCACCAGCUUCCUGUCGGCUCACGGCAGCGAGAAGGCGACAGGCCCCCUGGGGAACCUGGCUGAGGAGCUCACCGGCUACAGCAGGAGGAAAGGCGGCUUCAGCUUCCGCUUUGGCCGGGGUUGAUGGCCGGGGGCCCCUGGAGGGGCUGCCUGCGUGGACUCCACCCAUCUGUCUUUACUCCUGUCUUCUGCAGCCUCCCGAGGAGAAGUGGAAGUGAUAUUCGCAUUUUAUCACAAAGCAUUAGCAUAGGGUCUGUUAGGUGUGUGCUGUCUCUUGACUUCCAACUUUGCUGAAGCAAAACCAAAACCAAACCAACAGAAAAACAAAACAAAACAAAACAAAAAUCUGGCUGGCAUCGAAAAGGAGGUAAGCAAGAGGAAGCUGUGUGUUGGCGAAGAUGACAAAGCCAUGCUGUUCCCACCAGCUGUCUAACCUCCCCGUCCCCAGUGGUCUGAUGGCUCAGCCAGCCCCAGGGCCAUGCACCGGGCCUGGCAGAGCUGGCCAUGCUGGAUCCAGGUGAAGGCGGGGACUCGGCCAGCAUGGUGGUGUCAUCAGAAUUGUGACUGUCUCCACAGGACUUCCAUGGUGACAGCCGAAGCACAUCCAUGAAGCAUCGUGUGCAGAGGUACACAGUGCGGUUCUGAGAGUCAAAAACAAAAAAGAGUCAAGCCGAAAAACAACCUGCCUUGUUCCCACCCCAUUACCAACAGACCCCUCUGGCAGGAGGA